Rhodamnia argentea is the source of this 1458-nucleotide messenger RNA. RefSeq names its product ubiquitin-like domain-containing CTD phosphatase. The record is from RefSeq and is a predicted model, not a curated record. Gene Ontology annotation, cellular component: nucleus. Gene Ontology annotation, molecular function: phosphoprotein phosphatase activity; protein binding. Bases 69 to 1091 code for a protein of 340 amino acids. The transcript has 6 exons. Lineage: Eukaryota; Viridiplantae; Streptophyta; Magnoliopsida; Myrtales; Myrtaceae.
GACCCAAACCCGUCUUGAGAUCUCCACGGACGCCCGAUCGUCCUUCUCCGAGGAGAGAGAGAGAGAGAAUGGCGUCGGCUUCUUCAUCUUCUUCUUCUUCGGUAGCGGCGGCGGCGUCGCCGGCGACGGAGGAAGAGCUGACGCUGACCGUGAAGUGGAGCGGCAAGGAGUACACAGUCCGAGUUUGCGGGGACGACACGGUGGGCGAGCUGAAGCUGAGGAUAUGCGAACUCACCAACGUGUUGCCCAAGCGCCAGAAGCUUCUCUACCCUAAACUCGGCUCUAAGCUCGCCGAUGACUCCCUCUUACUCUCCCAGCUCCCUCUUAAGUCCUCCCUCAAGAUGACCAUGAUUGGGACUGUUGAAGAUGAUCUUCUUGUGGAUGAAGUGGACUCUCCUGAAAUAAUCGAUGAUUUUGAGCUUGGACAGGAUGAUGUUGUUGACAUCAAAGAUAAAGAAGUCAAUAAGCGGAAGCUGAGAAGACGGGUAGAUCAGUACAAGAUUGAACUUCGAAACCCUUGUCGUCAAGGAAAGAAACUGCUUGUUUUGGAUAUUGAUUAUACUCUUUUCGAUCAUCGGUCCACAGCAGAAAAUCCUCUUCAACUGAUGAGACCCUAUCUUCAUGAGUUUCUCACUGCUGCUUACGCAGAGUACGAUAUCAUUAUAUGGUCUGCAACCAGCAUGAGGUGGGUUGAGCUGAAGAUGGGACAGCUAGGGGUACUUGACAAUCCUAAUUACAAAAUUACAGCACUUUUAGAUCGCAUGGCAAUGAUUACAGUACAAUCAGAUUCACAUGGAAUCUUUGAUUGCAAGCCACUUGGCCUAAUAUGGGCUCAACUGCCAGAGUAUUACAGUGCGAAGAACACCAUAAUGUUUGAUGACCUGCGGAGAAACUUUGUUAUGAACCCUCAAAAUGGGUUAACUAUCAGGCCAUUCAGAAAGGCUCAUUCAAGCAGAGACAGUGAUCAAGAACUGGUGAAGCUUACUCAGUACUUGCUUGCCAUUGCGGACCUUGAUGACCUUAGUUCCCUUGACCAUAGAAACUGGGAAUUCUUCAAUGAGGACAAUGCCAAAAGGCGCCGGCAGACAUGAAUUCAAGUCACAAGCUCUUGCAUUUCCAAUAUGCAUAUUUAUGCCUCAUCUGGCAAGUCCACCUUUUUCUCUCAAAUACAUAGUACUCCAUUAUGAUUACCAAAGACUAAUACUCCAUUUUAAAUUGCCAAAAUAAAAAUACUAAUUUUGGUUGUCAUACGAUCUCAAAUACAAUACAUUUCUUGCUAAAUGAAUCUGCUGGCCUAGUUGAGACAACUGCCUAUGUAAUUAGUUGACCAUGGAACAUGAAUGAGAAUAUUUACUUCUUUUAUACUUAAAUGGUGUUGCAGGUCACGACUCUUGGGAUUCAUGUCAUAUCACCUCCAAAUCUUCGGCUUUGUUGUAUAGAUUGGCAUGGUCUUUCUUA